Salvia splendens (bonfire salvia) is the source of this 3152-nucleotide messenger RNA. RefSeq names its product Protein kinase superfamily protein. Gene Ontology annotation, biological process: protein phosphorylation. The coding region runs from base 5 to 2854 and encodes 949 amino acids. The record is from RefSeq and is a predicted model, not a curated record. NCBI's taxonomy places the organism in Eukaryota, Viridiplantae, Streptophyta, Magnoliopsida, Lamiales, Lamiaceae. Gene Ontology annotation, molecular function: protein kinase activity; ATP binding; polysaccharide binding. The transcript is spliced from 5 exons.
GUGUAUGAAAAAUGAGUGCAAGUCCGUUGCUACUAAAAUGGAGGGCCAACUCUUCUCUUCACUAAUCUGGCUUCUCUUAUCAUUAUCAAUCUCAAUCCCCCCAAUUUCAAGCAUUUCAAACAAUUCAUACAACAGAUGCGGAGCUUCCUUCAACUGCGGCAACCUCACCGGAAUCGGCUUCCCAUUCUGGGGCGGCGAUCGCGCGGCGGAAUGCGGCCACGCCCCCCUCAAACUCGACUGCGAUCGCCGCGCCGCCACGAUCCAGAUCAACAGCGUCAAUUACCGCGUCCUGGACAUAAAUCAGGGCGAAAAGAUCCUCAAAAUCGCGAGAGACGACCUGCUGCGGAGCCAAUGCCCGCCGCAGCUCGCCAACUCCACCUUCGAUCCGCAGCUCUUCGCCUACGCGUCGAGCUACGUGAAUCUGACGUUCCUCUACGGCUGCCCGCCCGUGGAUUUCCCGGUGCCUUACCCGUUCGAGUGCGCCGUGAAGGGGACAAAGGAGAGGCGCGGCUACGUGGAGUUCGGGACGCAGCUGUCGGGGAUGUGCCACGCCAGCGUCGUCGUUCCGGUGAGCUAUUCGUCGCUGUUCAAUUUUAAGGACGUGAUGGCUCUGAUCGGCGAAGGAUUGGAGGUGAGAUUUUCGGUAAGUGAUGGUUGCCGUGGUUGCGAGAGGUCGGGUGGGAGGUGCGGGUAUGAUGUGACGGGGACCGAGUUUGUGUGUUUUUGCUCGAAUCGUUCGGCGGCGGAGUCUAGAACCUGCGGUGGUGGAUCGGCGGAUGAGGCUGAUGGUCCUCGAGCACCGGGUGUUGCUGAUGGUAGACCGCAGGGACCCAGGGAGGUGACGGUAGAGCCGUCUGUAUCAGACGCAUCCAGCUCCUCAGCAGAGUUUUAUAAGACCUGCGGCAACACAUUCAGCUGCGGCGACACGAUCACCGGAAUCGGAUACCCUUUUCGUCGACAAACCGAUCCCAUCUACUGCGGCCACCCAAAUCUAGCCCUCGCCUGCGACGGUCGAAGCAACGCCACGACCAUCGACAUAAUGAGCACGACGUAUCGGGUGCUGCGAAUCGACCAAUCCACAGAGACCAUGAGGAUUGUUCGAGAGGAUCUGAUGGAAGGGCCCUGCCCCCGUGAGAUGGUCAACACUACUCUCAACUACUCCCUCUUCGACUAUGCGGGUUCCUACGCGAACUUCACGUUCCUGUACGGCUGCCCUGCGUCCAACUUCCCGGGCUUGAGCCUCACUCCCUGUGGGGGCUCCGGGUACAGUGGCGUAUACGUGUUUCCCGGGACUCAGGGGCCUGGGAAAUGCAAUGCUAGCGUGAUAGUUCCGGUGCUUUUGGGCGUAGAGGGAGGCGGUGGAACGGAGAACACGACGAGAACUCUGAAUCAAGUUGUGCAGCAGGGCUUUGAGGUGAGGUGGAAGAUUGACGGCAAGUCUUGCAGUGAUUGUACGGAGUCGAAGGGCCGGUGUGGCUACGACGUUGGAACUAAUCAGACGAGCUGCUUUUGCCCUGACGCGCCUUACGUUUCAGAUACAUGUACAAUGUUACGAGGAGGGAAUGGUGAUGGUAACUCAAAUAUGGGGAUGAGUAUUGGCCUUCCCAUAGGAGGUGCAGUUCUUGCUGGUAUUGGCUUGGGAUGGCUGAUUUUCUACUUUAGGCAGAAGAGAAAACAGCGCCAAGCUACUGGAUCUACUCAAACCGCGAGCAAGGAUGCCUUGACGCCUCCUUCGAGCAAGGACCCGUCUACGCCUCCUUCAACUAAAUUCAUUAAAAGCAUCCCCUCGUAUCCACCUUCAAAAUCUGAUUUUGGUAGGGACAGCACAUACUUCGGGGUGCAGGUAUUCACUUACCCGGAACUUGAAGAAGCUACGAAUAACUUUGAUCCAUCUAAAGAACUUGGUGAAGGUGGCUUUGGGACUGUAUAUUAUGGGGUGCUCGCUGAUGGUCGUGUUGUUGCUGUGAAACGAUUGUACGAGAAUAAUUUCAAGCGUGUGGAGCAGUUCAUGAAUGAGGUUGAGAUCCUAACUCAAGUGAGACAUCCAAACCUUGUGGCUCUGUUUGGGUGCACAUCCAAGCGAAGUCGAGAGCUGUUGCUUGUUUACGAGUACAUACCGAAUGGAACAGUCGCUGAUCACCUCCAUGGAAAACGUGCUGCAUCUGGCUUGUUAUCUUGGCCUGUUCGGCUGAAUAUCGCCAUUGAAACUGCUGAAGCGCUUGCUUAUCUCCAUAAAUCCGAAAUCAUACAUCGCGAUGUCAAAACCAACAACAUACUACUAGACAACGAUUUCCAUGUCAAAGUGGCUGAUUUUGGGCUGUCUAGAUUGUUCCCACUCGAUGCUACUCAUGUCUCGACUGCUCCACAGGGGACUCCAGGCUAUGUUGAUCCGGAGUACUACCAGUGCUACCAGCUAACAGAAAAGAGUGACGUGUACAGCUUUGGAGUGGUCUUGAUCGAGUUCAUAUCGUCCCUGCAGGCCGUGGACACCAACAGGCACCGCCAUGACAUCAACUUGGCUAAUAUGGCUGUCAACAAGAUCCAAAACCAUACCUUGCACGAGCUGGUUGAUUCGAGUAUUGGCUUUGAGACGAACACUACUGUGAGACGGAUGGCUACAUUAGUGGCGGAGUUGGCUUUCCGAUGCCUGCAGCAGGUGAAGGAUAUGAGACCAUCCAUGGAAGAAGUUGUGGAAGCAUUGAAAAGCAUCAAGAAUGAAGACUUCAAUGCUCACAAGGUUGAAAUUGUUGAUAUUUUGGUGGAUGAUGAGACUGGGCCGCUCAAGAGCAGCGUUGCGCCGCCAUCGCCGGACUCCGUUGCGGCUAGCGGCUCAACGCCCAAUUCUAGUGCGUGAGUUCACUCACCCUAAUGUUUUGUGUUUUUACAUUAUACAUAUACUUGUUUCCUUUCAUGUUUAUUUCUGCCUGUCUAUGUAGAACUACAUGAUUUUGAUAACAAGGAUUAGAGGAAUGUAUAUAGUAAAUGGAGCUGUGUGAAUAUUUACUGAUAUUUUUGGCAUCAUUUCCUUUAUAAGUUUAGAAUUAGGCUAGAUAGACUAAUUAUGAAAUAAAUGUAAUCGGAUUAAUUAGUUUGUCAAUUAGACAAUUACCCAUAUGUACUCCAAUUUUAAUACUCCAUGUUUUUACUGUUAA